This is a messenger RNA of Salvelinus sp. IW2-2015, 986 nucleotides long. Its product is annotated as proteasome subunit alpha type-6. Lineage: Eukaryota; Metazoa; Chordata; Actinopteri; Salmoniformes; Salmonidae. Gene Ontology annotation, cellular component: proteasome core complex, alpha-subunit complex; proteasome core complex; cytosol. Gene Ontology annotation, biological process: proteasomal protein catabolic process; ubiquitin-dependent protein catabolic process. The coding region runs from base 96 to 836 and encodes 246 amino acids. The record is from RefSeq and is a predicted model, not a curated record. The transcript is spliced from 7 exons.
CCCGAGAACUACUUCCGGGGGUCAUUGCCGUGCAUCGUUUUUUCCCUGAGCUGUUCUAUUUUCAGUUUCAACUUUUAUACAUAUUUACCAACACAAUGUCCCGAGGGUCGAGUGCAGGAUUUGACCGACAUAUUACCAUCUUCUCUCCAGAGGGCAGACUCUACCAAGUCGAAUAUGCAUUCAAGGCUAUCAAUCAAGGUGGCCUUACCUCAUUAGCUAUCCGAGGACAAGACUGUGCAGUUGUCGUCACACAGAAGAAAGUUCCAGACAAGCUUCUUGAUGCCUCCACAGUCACACACCUAUUCAAAAUCACAGAAAARAUUGGCUGUGUCAUGUCCGGAAUGACAGCUGACAGCAAGUCUCAAGUCCAGAGAGCUCGCUACGAAGCAGCCAACUGGAAGUACAAGUACGGCUAUGAGAUCCCAGUGGACAUGCUGUGUAAGAGGAUGGCUGACAUCUCUCAGGUGUACACACAGAACGCUGAGAUGAGACCUCUGGGUUGCUGCAUGAUAGUGAUUGGCGUGGACGAGGAGUGUGGUCCCCAGGUGUAUAAGUGUGACCCUGCAGGAUACUACUGUGGCUUCAAGGCCACCGCUGCUGGGGUCAAACAGACAGAGGCCACCACCUUCCUGGAGAAAAAGGUCAAGAAGAAACUGGACUGGACCUUUGCGCAAACAAUCGAGACUGCGAUAACUUGUUUGUCUACGGUACUGUCCAUUGACUUCAAGCCCUCCGAGCUAGAGAUCGGUGUCAUUACAACGGAAGACCCUAAAUUCAGGAUCCUGACAGAGACCGAGAUCGAUGUCCACCUUGUGUCCCUGUCAGAGCGAGAUUGAGUGUUUCCAUGUGUUCCAGUCUAGAGGGGAGACUACCCUAGAAAUAUGACAGAGAACACUACCGCUGAUCUUCAGAACAAAAGCGCUGACUUCUUUUUUGCUGUACAUUUACGCUGUUCAAUUAAAGAGAAUGUUUUCGAGAAACUCAAA